AUGUCGUCACAUGCGCCACAAGAGAUGAAGGCUGACCCAUCCACUCUCAAGGAACCCCUGGCUGUCAAAGAGUCCUCUCCAUAUUCACCGACCAGCACACACUUGAUUCAAGUUACUGAUAAGAAGCAACCAAGAGAAGGCGGUACAUACUCGUUCUCCCUUAUUCCUAGCUUAUCCCGUCUGAAAGUACUUCGUACACGCAAGCAAGCUACACGCAGUCCUUUAGUUCCCCUUCAACUCGAGGCCCUGCCAGGCUCUGAGCCGCAACAUCAUAGGGUUACUGACAACGCAUUCGUCUUGCAUAGGAAGUUUGGCAAACAAAUACAGAAGCGCCAGCUCGAGGUUCCGGAGUAUGCGGCAAGCUUCGUCAAUUAUAAAGCUUUGAAAAAGCUUAUCAAGAAGCUCUCUGCGACUCCGACGUUGGCGGCACAAAAUGACGUUCUUCGCCAAGAUGGUUCCGUUGACUCCCAAGCCGCUCUUCAAGCAAACAAGGCCACUUUUUUCUUUCAACUGGAACGUGAACUUGACAAGGUCAAUGUCUUCUACCUGCAAAAAGAGGCCGAGCUGAAGAUUCGGUUGAAAACUCUUUUGGACAAGAAAAAGGUUCUACAGACGAGAGACGGCAUCUCAAGGCGCUCUUCAAAAUUUACGACUCUCGAGGAAGGUUUCCAACAGUUUGCUACCGACUUGAACAAGCUCCAGCAGUUUGUCGAAAUCAACGGUACCGCAUUCUCCAAGAUUCUUAAGAAGUGGGACAAAACGUCCAAGUCCAAGACCAAGGAGCUCUAUCUGUCCAGAGCUGUCGAAGUCCAGCCAUUUUUCAACGCCACCGUCAUAAGUGAACUCUCGGAUCAGGCCACGACUAGUCUCCAAGAGUUAGGUGCCUGGUCCGAUGGCAUCCAGGUCAAUUUUCAGACACCAGGGCACGUUGUCACGAGCCAACACUUCAUGGGGACUGAUGAGGGAGAUGCCGACACACUGUUGCUGGACGCAGUCAUUACUGGGAACCCAGAGACGCUCAGAGAGCUCCUGGUGAAAAUGCAGUCCGCGAGCAGCUCAACAGACGGAGAGAGCUCAUUACCUGAUCGCGUCACCAGGACCUUCCUGACUGCAAUUCAUGAUGCGCCCGAAGAGUCUCUGCGUGUUCUUUUAGAUACUGGACUCGUCGACUUGCAGUCGUAUGACGAUAUUAACGAGAGAAAUUGUCUUCACCAGGCCACAAUCUACGGCAAGCAGUAUGUCUUGGGAUGGGCGUUGGAAGCAGGGGUGUCUGUCGAUAGGACAGAUGUGUAUGGACGAGUGCCGUUGCACUACGCCAGUUUGCAUGGUCGUCUGGAGAUGCUCGAGGCACUAUUAAAUGGUAUGAAGGCCUGCAUGCCGGUGGACGUUACGGUUUAUACUGAUUCGUGUUUGCAAGUGAAUUCGGCAACGAUUAACCUAAUCGACCACGACAACUUCACUCCGCUUAUCCACUCCAUCAUUCAUGGUCAUAUUGAUUGCAUACAGCGCCUGCUGGCCAGGUCCGCUAGGAUCGACCCGGUAUCAGACUCCGACCAUGUUCCGUUGAAUUUGGCCUGUGAGCAUGGCUCCGAGGCAGUCGUUGAGCUGCUUCUUAGGCAUGGAGCGAAGAUACUCCCCGAUGCGGAAGGCUUAUAUCCCCAGCACCUAGUUGCGAGGUCGGGAAAGACAUCGGAACUCCUACUUCUACUGAAACAAUUUGGAGCUGAUCUGGACCAAGCCGAUAAGCUGUAUGGAUGGACUCCGCUUGUCCACGCAGCGAGCGAAGGCAACGUUGACUGCCUGCAGGCGUUGCUCAUGAUUGGAGUAGACGUCAAUAUCGUUGACGAGAAAGGUCUGCCGGCCAUGUACUACGCCGCGUGGGAAGGCCAUUUGGAAUGUAUGAAGCUACUUACUCAGUUCAACACUCGCAAUCGCGCGAGCCCGCUCGUCCUACAGUCAUCACUUGGCCCUAUGGAGCUUAGCAACGCACCUGGGCCCAUGGCUUUGGAUCCCGACGCGAUCCCCAUACUCGAGCUCCCCCCUCCCAUCAUCCCCCUCCGCCGUUACGGUCACAACUUCCUCGACACCAAGACAGUCGUACAAAUCAGCUUCGAUGAUCUCCAAGAGCAGCCUUUGCUGUUCUUCCAGGACGGGAAAUACCCGGCAGCGCGACUGACAAUAUCUUCCAAGCUAUCGGAUCUCAUUCCUAAGAACAUUAUCCUGCCCUUUCAAGAAGAUACCCGUAUGGUUUCAUUUCAAGUUGACAACCUCGACACGUUUUCUCUCGACUUUGACGUUUUCCCCACGUACGGGGCCAAGGUUAUCGCCAAGACGGUGGUAUUACCUAGCGCUUUCAGGAGUCAACAAGGAGGAAUCUCAAAGUGCUGUCUGCCUCUGUUUGACCCACGACUGAGGGCCAUUGGCCAGAUUACGUUUAGCACCCAGGUGAUCAAGCCGUUCAAGGGACAGCCGCUGGAAAUCACGGACUUUGAGACGUACUGGAAAGCGACGAGCCAGUUUAACCAACCCGCCAGUGCUGUGGUGACUGGAUCAAGCUUAUCCGGUGACUACGUCCGGCUAUUUGUGCAAUAUACGGCUGACGGAGUCCCGGUGAUUUGGCCACAAUGGACGAUCCGCUGUGGAGGGCUAGACUUGCCACUGUGUCGACUUUCCCUGCAGCAGUUCUUGACCAUUACUGCCGAAAACACUAGCCGAGCUGCAUUACCUAGCUUGUCGUCGAAGCCCGUUGUUGAUAUUGCGGAGGUGUAUCACAUCCUUGCUACAGCAGGCAUCACACUCAAGGAUACUCUAGCGAUUCUCCCCCGUGGUAUCAACGUGAACUUGCAGGUCCUAUACCCGACACAGGAGGAAGAAAAGGCGCUUGCCCUCGGCCCGGCGUUGGACGUCAACGUCUUUGUGGAUGCUAUUCUCACUGUGGUAUUUGAUCAUGCCCGCGCACAACGAGCCCAACACCAGUCCCCAGAGGCGGCUCGCUCCAUGGUGUUCAGCAGCUAUAACGCCCGGCUGUGUACAGCGUUGAACUGGAAGCAGCCAAACUUUCCUGUGUUCUUGUGCAGUGAUCUUGGGCGGGAGGAGAAUAUUCUGGAAGAAAACAUGCUUCGACCGAGCGGAAGACGAGGCACAUCCAUCAAGGAAGUGGUUCGUAUUGCACAGAGCAACAACUUUAUGGGGUUGAUUUGCUAUUCCAAAUUACUGGACAUGGUACCUGCUCUUGUGGACGCCAUCAAAUCUCAUGGGCUAGCACUCGUAAUGGACAAGUCGACAGAUUCUCCCGGCACAAGUCCGAUGACGGAGCCGUUCCCCCGGCCACCCAAAGGUGUAGAUGGUGUUUUGAAAAACCACGGCAUUUUGCGAUUCGAUGACUCGAUAGACAUGUAG
This is a messenger RNA of Metarhizium album ARSEF 1941, 3399 nucleotides long. Its product is annotated as Ankyrin repeat protein nuc-2. Gene Ontology annotation, molecular function: phosphoric diester hydrolase activity; transcription cis-regulatory region binding; protein binding. The transcript has 6 exons. Gene Ontology annotation, biological process: positive regulation of transcription by RNA polymerase II; lipid metabolic process. Lineage: Eukaryota; Fungi; Ascomycota; Sordariomycetes; Hypocreales; Clavicipitaceae. Gene Ontology annotation, cellular component: nucleus. The record is from RefSeq and is a predicted model, not a curated record. Bases 1 to 3399 code for a protein of 1132 amino acids.